AUGGACCCUCUCUCGGUGGGCGCGAGUGUUAUUGCCGUGGUUGGCGCUACUGCAAAGGUCAUCAAAGGAAUCCGCCGCCUCAAAGCAUUACAAGACGCGCCACGGGAACUGGACGACCUACUCGCCGAGAUAUCUCAACUUGAGCUUGUUUUGCAAGCUGUCCAGAGAGCUCAUGAGAAUCCUGGGGUUGAGCUGGGAAGGCUGCUCGAGAUGGCCCGCAGAAUCCUAGUCGACUUUGAGUCAUUGAUUGAAUAUAAAUUGACAGAGGCGGGAACUAGUAAUAAAGUCGACCGCUGGCAGUGGACACGCAGCUCAAAGGAUGUGGAGCGACUGCGGGGACAACUGCGUGAUGUCACAGCUAACCUAGUAGCACUUGUCGGCGUCAACACCAGUAUAACCCUGGAUCAGGUAUCCCGGGUCACAAAUCAAACGCUCUCCGAGCAUCGACAACUCAGCAAUCAAAUACUCCCUAUACUACCUGCUCUUGCCCAGCUGGUACAGCUUUUGGAAGAAUCGCCUUCUACUCAAUCGGCUUUGGCUGGCUCGCUGGGUACGGUCCGACAGCUUACUCUCGAAUCAGACCCUCAAGCAAACGAUACCGUAGCGAAAAUUACCGAGACCGAAACACUUCAAGCGGACCAGACUGUGUCCAAGCUCCAUCCUCAAAGUAUUCUUCGUGUCAGAAAAAUCCAGAGAGUCAGCAUUUGUGCCAUAGGUUGCGCCUGCAAGUGCCAUGUUUUCAGACGAUUCGGCGCCUCUGGGACUCUCUCGAAGAUCUUUGGCCGUGGCUACAUCCAGACAGCUGGUUCUUUCAUACUCGGAACUCAGUGCGACACCGAGUCAUGCAGAGCUCUUACUGCGCCACGCAUAUCAGUCCAAUAUCUGUUACCGCAAUGGUUGGCAUCUCGUAUGAUUUUCGUAUGGCUUACAUCAUCUCCACCUUGCGGUCCGGAGCUUCUACUUAGAGUCCCCCGAGUAGUAAGCCAUAGCAACGCAGCCUUUAUAGCCGUAGCACUCCGUGACGUCGAAUCAUUGAAGCUUGCUCUUACGAAUGGAGACUGUACAACAUAUGAUGUUGACCAAUACGGGGAUAAUCUUCUUUCUUGGGCCGCGCUUCACGGUAAUGUUGAGACAAUGUUCUGUAUUUCAAAUUACAGCGACUUCUGCCACAAUCCACGGUCUGUUACGGCCGAGGUCGAGAACUUAUUAUGGCAACUCUUCGUUCUUGACGCCAAAUUUCCGAACGGGUUUUUUACUGAUCGGCCGUACACGUUGCUGACUGAAUUUCUGCCUACGGUGGAAUGGGAAUGCCACGCGGAGCGCGAAAAUUUUACUAUGUUGCAUCAGAUCGUGUGUGGACUAAGCAGCCUUCCCUUGAAUGCUGAGCUGCGACGCUCAGCUGCUAUUAACGAGUUGGACAGACAUGGUCGGAGUGCAUUAUGGUAUGCAGUGGCCCAUCGAAAACUGGACUAUGUUAGAAGACUACUAGAGCGAGGAGCCGACCCGAAUACUGGUGAUCCGCCUAUUUGGGCCGAUGUAGAGGAAUGUCUAGAUUACGCAAUUGUAGAAUUGCUUCUCGAUUCCGGUGCAACCCUCAGUCGCUCUCGCGAUACUGGCUGGCUGCCAUGGCCUGAUUCCGGUUUGGAAGGUGACACUUUGGCGGUGGACGAGCUGCUCGUUAGACACGGUAUCGACCUCGACCACCGUGCGGAAUUUGGUGGUGUCGAGGGUGUGACUAUACUAAUGCGCUUGACUUGCGACUAUCAGCUUCGCGACGCAGCACGCCGUCUGAGACAGUUGAUCAAAUACGGCGCUGACAUUGAGAUUGCUGACAAGAACGGGGAGACUGCAAUAAUGUAUGCUGCUUGUCAUUCGUCCCCUGAGACCUUUGAUAUUCUCGCACGCGCUGGCGCACGCCUUGAUGUGAAAACCGUCACAGGGAGCACGAUUUUACAUCUUGCCAUCACCCAUACAUGCACAUAUACGCCAAACAUUCAUCGGCUCUGCGAGGUAAUGCGCCAUGCAGAUAUCACGAAGCUAGACUUAGAAGCACAAGAUAAAGAUGGAAAUACGGCUUUCGACCUUUUACGGAUGAAAAAUGGACCCAACUGGGAGGGAUACUACCAAAGCAAGGGCCCUAGGCGGUUUUGGUGGCCCGCUCCCUACGAAGAUGAGCUGGAAAGCAUCUCUGCUCUUGAAAAAUUGCUGCGUCACAUCCAAGAGGUCCAAGGCGUUCCGGAAGCAGACCGCUAUCCACCUCUGGGUGAAUACUGCGCGCGCGUUGUGGAAGAUGAGCCCGUCCCGGGGGCGUGGCCUGUGUUCUGA
Molecule: messenger RNA, 2325 nt
Organism: Letharia columbiana
Lineage: Eukaryota; Fungi; Ascomycota; Lecanoromycetes; Lecanorales; Parmeliaceae
Exons: 3
Coding region: 1-2325 (774 amino acids)
Molecular function (GO): protein binding
Source: RefSeq, a predicted model, not a curated record